Molecule: messenger RNA, 886 nt
Organism: Salvia hispanica
Lineage: Eukaryota; Viridiplantae; Streptophyta; Magnoliopsida; Lamiales; Lamiaceae
Source: RefSeq, a predicted model, not a curated record
GCUCAAGCUGAAGUCCACUCUCACUACAUAGAAACUUCUACAAAUUUUGUUGGUAACGAAAACGAUUGACAAUGGACAAAGGCAAAGCAGUGAUGGGUUCGGGCCGCCGCUGGGCCGUCGAAUUCACGGACAAUUCCACCUCGCACUCCUCGCGCAACAUUCCUGAUCCUCCCGGCUUCACUCGCGCUUCGCAAGAACAGGAUGAUUCAGCCAUGACCAAACAGAAGAAGGACGCAGAAGCCAACUGGAAAGCUCAGAAAGCCUGGGAAGUCGCACAAGCGCCUAUAAAAAAUUUGUUUAUGAUGGGCUUCAUGAUGUGGAUGGCUGGAAGCACAGUUCAUCUGUUUAGCAUUGGCAUAACAUUUUCAGCUCUUCUGCAGCCUGUAAAUGCGCUUCGAGGGGUUGGCAAAGUCUUUGAGCCUUACAAGGACAACAGAGUGGACUUGAUGCUGCCUAAAUUAGUUUUUAUCGCACUUAAUUUGGUAGGCUUAGGACUGGGCGUCUGGAAGCUUAACACAUUGGGUCUUCUUCCAACUCAUGUGUCAGAUUGGGUUUCAUCCCUACCCCCAGCUCAGGAGGUCGAGUAUUCUGGCGGAGGCAUUCCACUUGUCUGAGUUGUCGAGAUGUGUAGUGUGUGUCGCAGGUCUUACUUCUGUUAAUCGCUGUGGUCGGGGACUCGGAGGGCAGAGUCAUGUAUAUUGGUGUUCAUUAUCAUAAUCAUGUUUAACUGUGUAUUGUAAUCCUCAAACUACAUGUUUGCCUAAUUUUAUGCUAGAAGUAUUUUGCUUCAGCGUUGCGAGGUUCUCUUAGUCAGACUGUAAUACAAUAUUGUAAUAUUUGUACAGAAUUUUAAGGAAGCUUGAAAUUAUAAGCUAUUAGCCACUCA